Molecule: messenger RNA, 661 nt
Organism: Dendrobium catenatum
Lineage: Eukaryota; Viridiplantae; Streptophyta; Magnoliopsida; Asparagales; Orchidaceae
Product: thioredoxin-like 2, chloroplastic
Biological process (GO): cell redox homeostasis
Source: RefSeq, a predicted model, not a curated record
GUUCAUGCGGUCAUUGCCGAAAAUGAUGGACCCAAGUGGUGGGAGAGAAGUGCUGGAGCAAAUAUGAUUGAUAUUCAUUCCACAAAGGAGUUUCUUGAAACAUUAAGCCAAGCGGGUGAUAAGCUUGUUGUUGUUGAAUUCUAUGGCACUUGGUGUGGUUCAUGCCGGGCACUUUUUCCCAAGCUCUGCAAAACAGCUGAAGAGCAUCCAGACAUUUUAUUUCUCAAAGUUGACUUUGAUAAGAAUAAGCCAAUGUGCAAAAGGUUGAAUGUUAGAGUGCUUCCAUUUUUUCAUUUUUAUCGAGGCGCUGAAGGAAGAUUAGAGUCAUUUUCAUGCUCCCUAGCAAAGUUCCAGAGAAUAAAGGAUGCAAUCGCAACACAUAACACAGCUCGAUGUAGCAUCGGUCCACCUGUAGGUGUUGGUGAUAUAGACCUCUCAGACGUCCCAAAGGAAAAGCCUGCGGAGGCUACUAAAUAAAAUUUCCACGUAGUUUUAAUAUUUAAUUUAUAUGUUUACAAUUUAUAAGACAUUUGUCUUCUUAUACUUGUUCGCAAUUUUUUGAUGUUGUCUUUGUGCAUACAAAAAAAAAAAAAAAUCAUUGUCUGUAUCGUUCUAGAUUUGUGAUUAAUGAAUAUUUAAAAGCUCCAUAAUUUUGGUUUCA